GCAUCAUCGAAUGCAUCAUCUGUCUCCUCCUUGCUGGGUACGGAAACGGCACUGCAACAACUACAACCAUCACAACAACAACAAUCCUCAACACAACCAACCACACAUUCCACACCAACUCAUGCGGUUAUGUAUGAAGAUCCCCCGCCUGUUCCUAUAGUUCAACAACAACAACAGCAGCAACAACUACAUCUCCCGCAUCAACAGCAACAACAACAACAAACAAAUAGCCAACAACAGCAGCAACAACAACAGUCCCACAAUAACGUUGACACUACGCCCGUUGGUUGUCUUAGUCCCUCAGAAACACCAUCAGGUCCUCCGCCACAAUCUCAGCAGCAUUUAACAUCACCCCAUCAUCAGCAGCAGCAACAACAACAGUCAAAUACAGUACCCUCCACUGCUCCUUCAAGUAUUCAACAACAACAGCAGCAGCAGCAACAACAGCAGCAGCAACAACAACAACAGCAACAAAACACAGCAGUGGCGUCCGGCCAAACACAAAUUGUUACGCCGACAGCGGCGAGUGUUUCCCCAUCCAGUGUUAGUUCCCAACCUCCAGACAUGUCCCUCUCAUUAGCACCAUUGCAUAUACCCGCGAUAAGGCCAGGUUUUGAAGCCGAUGCAGCCAGUGCAGCCGUUAAACGGCAUCCUCAUCCGGCAUGGCCGUAUGAGAGUGAUGGUUUCAGUUCAGCCCAAUACCACCAUGCGUCGCAAUACUACUUAGAAAGAGAUCGUAAGCCUGUAUUCUAUGGUUAUCCAGAAACGCAAUUUCAGCCAUAUUGGAAUUACCGCGAACAACCCACAUCCGCUGCAGCUGCGGCCUAUAUGAGUGCUAGCGACGAUAGACAUGCAACGGUUACUGCUGCUGCAGCAGCCAGACAAUCGGUAGAGGGAACCUCACAGUCAAGCUAUGAAACGCCAACUUAUUCUUCGCCCAGUGGUUUACGAGCGUAUCCAAGUGAAGCAUAUUCAAGUACAGGUGGAUCUGGUGGUUUAUCUGUCGGUGCAGUUGGACCCUGUACACCCACCAAUGCUUUGCAUGAAUGGACCGGUCAGGUUUCAGUACGAAAAAAGCGUAAACCCUAUUCAAAAUUCCAAACCUUAGAGCUAGAGAAGGAAUUCUUAUACAAUGCCUACGUGUCCAAACAGAAACGAUGGGAAUUGGCUAGAAAUUUAAACUUAACCGAAAGACAAGUGAAAAUUUGGUUCCAAAAUCGUCGCAUGAAAAACAAGAAGAACUCACAACGUCAGGCCAAUCAGCAAAACAACAACAAUAGUUCAAAUAGUAAUCACAAUCACAGCCAGGCAGCACAACAACAUCACAAUAAUCAUCAUUUGGGUUUGGGUUUGAGCAUGGGUCAUCAUGCCACCAAAAUGCAUCAGUGACCUUUAGAUAACAGCAGUGCUGGCACCAUGGGAUUUCCAACUUACUAACAUUUAGCCAAUAUUAAAACGGAAACGUUUACCGAAUAUUAGUACACCACACACAACAAUCCAAAAACACAUAGAUAGAUACACUCUGCCACACCCCCCUCCCCAAAAUAGUUACAGUUACAUCCAGUUUGCUGAAAAAAAAUAUGAAUUGAAAAAAAUCUGAUAAAAUCCAAACAUCAAUUAGUACCAAAUUGUAGUAAUUACAAUGUCAGACACUGUUGUUGUUCACUCUUUCAAACAACUGCAACAAAUCAUUCAUUCGUUCAUUCACAGAUACAAACAUCAAACAAAAACAAAAAACAUGCAUUCACUCAUAUAAGUAUGUAUAAAUUUUAGAAAUGUAUGUUUUAAAUGUUUGGCAUACAGAAACAUUUAUAUACAUUUGUGUAUAUGUAUAACUAAAAAUAUUUAAUGAUUUUAUACAAAUAAAUAAAACUAAGUAGAAAUUUAAAUAUUCAUAUACCUACACUCUCCUCACCACACCACACAACACCACAUCACACAUUCAAUCAUUCAUACAUAAAUAGAUUUAAACAAGAUUUUUUGCAUUGUAUCUCAUAAAUAUAUACUACAAACAACAAAUAACAACAAUUUUUAUGCAAAAUUAAAACACACACACUCGGACACUCAGACUCAACUCAUUUUGAAACAUUUUUAAACAUAAAUAUUUAACCCAAAUACAAAUACUAAAU
Molecule: messenger RNA, 2129 nt
Organism: Calliphora vicina (urban bluebottle blowfly)
Lineage: Eukaryota; Metazoa; Arthropoda; Insecta; Diptera; Calliphoridae
Gene: Abd-B
Product: Abdominal B
Exons: 5
Coding region: 130-1389 (419 amino acids)
Biological process (GO): regulation of transcription by RNA polymerase II
Cellular component (GO): nucleus
Molecular function (GO): RNA polymerase II cis-regulatory region sequence-specific DNA binding; DNA-binding transcription factor activity, RNA polymerase II-specific
Source: RefSeq, a predicted model, not a curated record